CGAGCGCACCCUUUGGGGCUUGAGCGUAGAGUGGGAGGAGAACGCACGCACGGAGAGCGCGCACGUCAUAACGUGAUGACGAAAGAUGCCGCGGUGAUUUUAAAAAUUCAAAGCGGAUAGGCGGUAACGCGCUGGAGGUGGCGGUCCUUGACGCAGUCUCGACUUUUGGCGGCUCUAUGACCCUUCCAGGCCCCUACCCUGCUGGUUCCGAGCCCCGGUGUCUGUCUUACUCUUAAGGUGCCAGACAACUGGAAAGCUCACAGGGAUGAAGCGCAAUUCUGUUUCUACUGGUGCUGCUGGCCGCCAGUCUAUGCAGGCCUUGAGAUCACAGGACUUCAAUAAACAAGGUCUUUAUACCCCACAAACCAAAGAAAGACCAAACUUUGGGAAGUUAAACACAAGUAGACUUACACCUGGCACGUCAACUUCUGAAAGGAAAAUCAGCUUCUUUGGUAAAAGAACUAGUGGACCUGGAUCCCGAAACAGUCUGCUUGGUGUAUUUGGUGGCACUGAAAAAAUCAAAGACCCUAGACCACUUAAUGACAAAACAUUCAUUCAGCAGUAUAUUCGACAGCUCUGUGAGUUUCUUACAGAAAAUGGCUAUGCCUGUGGUGUUUCCAUGAAAUCUCUACAAAGUCCAUCUGUUAAAGACUUUCUAAAGAUCUUCACUUUUAUUUUUGACUUCUUAUCGCCUUCUUAUGAACUUCCUGAUAGUAAGUUUGAAGAGGAGGUUCCAAGAAUUUUAAAAGAUCUCGGGUAUCCCUUUACUUUACCAAAAAGCUCCAUGUAUACAGUGGGAGCACCUCAUACAUGGCCUCAUGUUGUGGCAGGUUUGAACUGGCUUAUAGACUGUGUUAAGCUCAUUUUUGCCAGCAAACAAAAUUCACCUUCAUUUGAUGAUGGACAGCCCUGGGGAGGAGAGAGUGAAGAUGGAAUAAUGCAUAAUAAGUUGUUUUUGGACUAUACUGUAAAGUGCUAUGAAAAUUUCAUGACUGGUGCUGAUUCUUUUGAAGAUUUAGAUACAGAGUUACACUUAAAGCUAAAGGACUUAUUUAAUAUAGAUGAUUCCAAGCUAGAAUCUCUGGCUUUAGAAAAUAAAAGACUAACUGAAGAAAUUGCAAGGCUGGAACGAGAGAAAGAAAAUGAACCGAAUCGUCUGAUAUCACUAAGAAAACUGAAGGCAUCUUUAAAAGCAGAUGUUCAGAAGUACCAGGCAUAUAUGAACAAUUUGGAGUCUCAUUCUAGCAUUCUUGACCAGAAAUUAAGUGGUCUCAAUGAAGAAGUUCCUGCUGUAGAACUGGAAUUGGAAGCAGUAAAGCAGGAGAAUGCCCGGCUACAAAGCAUUAUUGAUAUCCAAAAAUAUUCAAUUGCCGACAUUGAGAGAAUACAUCAUGAAAGAAAUGAAUUCCAGCAAACCAUCAAAAAAUUAACCACAGAACUAGAGACAGAACAAAAGCAGUUAUGGAAUGAAGAAUUAAAAUAUGCUAGAAGCAAAGAAGCGAUUGAAGCACAACUGGCAGAAUAUCACAAACUUGCUAGAAAAUUAAAACUCAUUCCAAAGAGUGCAGAGAAUUCCAAAGGUUAUGACUUUGAAAUUAAAUUUAAUCCUGAAGCCGGUACAAACUAUCCUGUCAAGUACAGAACACAAGUCUAUAUACCACUUAAGGAGCUCUUAAACCAAUAUGAAGAAGGAAUAAGCAACAUUCUACAUAAAAAAAUGGGUUCAGAAGAGACCCUAGAACAAGUGAACACAAUGGUGAAAGAAGUGAAAAGGAGUACAAAAAUGUUAAAUGAUGAGGUCCAAAAACUGAAGGAUCUUAAAGAACAAAAAAUUAAGGAAGCUGAAGAGAAAGACAGAAAAUGUACCACUGAGGUGGAGUCCCUGGAUAAACAUAAACAUUUACUUGAAAGCGGAGUUAAUGAGGGCCUCAGUGAAGCCAUGAGUGAAUUGGAUGACAUUCAACAGCAAUACCAGCUGGUGUUACAAAUGACAACUGAAGAAAGACGAAAAGUGAGCAAUAACUUACAGCGUCUUCUAGAAAUGGUUGCAACCCAUGUUGGAUCUAUCGAAAAGCACCUUGAAGAUCAGAUUGUUAGAGUAGACAGAGAAUGUGAAGAAUUCAUUGCCGAAGAUUUCUUGGAAAAUAUCAAAGAAGUUGUAGACAAGUACCAAAAGAAAGCUUCUGUCAUCUCUUCCAGUGAAUGAAGAAGAAAUGCUAAUUAUUGUAUUACAGAUGCAGACUUCACUUCUUAAGAUGUCAGCACAAAGUCUUUUUUUGUUUUUGUGAAACAAAAGCAUUCAUGGCUAUUUAGAUAGUAAUUGUCUGCUGCCAAUUGUCAGUAUGCAUCAAGAGUGGAAAGCUGAUUUGAAUUUCUGCUCUCCUCACCUACUUGUAUCUUCCAGUCGUUCCCGGAAUUUAUUUUCUAAGUGUUAACCUGCCAGUGUAUGAUAGUCAUUCAACUCAGCUUAUUCUUGAUGGAUCUCCAAAAGACUAUUGAAGGACAAAGUUUAUAUUUGUAUUUAUAAUAAAAAUUAUUCAAAUGAAAAACCAUACACUAUGAUGGCCUUCAGAAAUUCAACGGGAGGAAGAAAGGCAAAAAGUAAUUAAGAGAGUUUUUCUUCCUUCACCUAUGAUAUUACAUUCAAUUUAGGAUUUUUACAUUAUUAUCCACAGAUAUGCCCACUGUGUGCAUAGUGUUAGGAACUACAAAUGCCAAUAGGGCUUGAGCCAUUAAGAAUCAUAAUUUUAAAGAACUUAAAACCUUUAGUGGAAGCCUUAAGAUUCUAAGCACUAACUGCUCUUCCUCCAAAUGAGUGUGGUUCACAUACUAAAACAUGUAUGUAUCUAAUUUAUAAAUGAGACAGUAAGGCAAUUGUGCUUAAGUAUUUGUUUCUCUCAUCAUCUGUGAAUCUCAAUUCUCCUGUGGCCUCUUUGAACUCAUGAUGGCAAUACUCUCUUAGGACAUUUAUCCUUAGUGUCUAGGUUAAUAGAUCUCAAUAAUUGCCUGUUACAUGAAGAGCUCUAUCUCAUUGUACUGAGUAAGUAGCCCUAAUUGGGUCUGUGAUAAUAAUCAAAGCUUGUCAUGUACAUUCUAUUGACAUAAUGCUUGUAACAUUCAAAUACUCAAUUUGGCCAAAGGGGGAAUUCCAUUCAGUCAUUUAUCCAUCACUCCCCUCUGGUCACCAGUCCCACGCCCCAUCAACCAGGGAUCUCACAUUACCUGUAUUAGAAUCCUUCAGGGUCAGGUUGAUCUGUUUCAACAAAUGGAAAAGCUGCAACCUUUUAAAGGAUUGAUUGAGAGUUGUCACAGUCUCCUGGAGCUCUAUGAACACUCAGCUCUGCAGCAGUUUAAUGAAGUUGUUCAGCCAGUGACCUCCAGUCUCUUGUAAUUUCUGGCCUGGAUAGCUUCACCUCAAAGCUCAGGCCAUCAACCCAAAUUUGACAGCACCUGCCUUAUAGUCUUUAAUGAGGAGUAUCUUUCUAAUGCCACAUGAAAGGUAUACUUUUUUUUUACCAUAAGCUCAUAUGUAGCUGUGUAUUUGUGUGUGUAUAUAUAUAUGUGUAUAUAAAUGUGUAUAUGCUGGGGGAGGAGGGAAGGGAGAAAGUGUUCCUAAAUAAAUGUUUUUGGAAAUUG
Trichosurus vulpecula (common brushtail) is the source of this 3636-nucleotide messenger RNA. It is a transcript of the gene NDC80, whose product is annotated as NDC80 kinetochore complex component. NCBI's taxonomy places the organism in Eukaryota, Metazoa, Chordata, Mammalia, Diprotodontia, Phalangeridae. The record is from RefSeq and is a predicted model, not a curated record. The coding region runs from base 266 to 2206 and encodes 646 amino acids. Gene Ontology annotation, cellular component: Ndc80 complex. Gene Ontology annotation, biological process: attachment of mitotic spindle microtubules to kinetochore. The transcript is spliced from 17 exons.